CGAUGUGCAGGAGUGGCUCUCAGCUACAGUGACAUAGCUAGCUUUUUGUUGUAUAGUCCAUGCUCUUGGGGUUUCUCCCUUAUCACCCCUCUGAUGGCUGUUAGGGAACCGGCAAAACCCUCGCUUCCUCUUUAAUUAGGGCUUCAGCGACUUCUCAACCAAUGUUUUGAUUAUUUACCUCUGUGUCUUCCUCUUCCUUCUCAAGACUGCUGCAGCAGCAGCAGUAGUAGUAGUGCAUGCAGCAGAGAGCAGGCUGGGCGUCUCUAUAAAUUGCUUCUUGUGAGGGGGAAUCGAUGGAGUUCAGAAAUCAAGAUGGUGACGUGCAGUUGCCUUCCUCCUCUUCUCCUCCUCCUUUUACUUUGAUCUAUAGCCCUCCUCCCAUCAGAGGAUCUGCUUUCUCGAAGCCUGUACUUCAUGCUUCUUCCUCUCUCUCGUCCCCAAAAGGUGACGGUGGUGGUGGUGCAAGAAAUGGCGCUGCUAAUUUUGGGAGCUCUGCAAGAGUGGGUAACCAGGAUCCGGCCCCCAUUUCCACUCUGUUUCCCAGCUCCAAGUCCUACUCCGGCGAAGGCGGCAAGGCCGCAGACGAGGCGGCCGUGAGGUACAAGGAGUGCCUGCGUAACCACGCGGCGGCGGCCGGAGGCCAUAUCCUCGACGGGUGCGGCGAGUUCAUGCCCAAUGGCAUCGACGCGCUCAAGUGCGCCGCCUGCGGCUGCCACCGGAGCUUCCACAGGAGGGACUCCGACGCGGACGCGGACGACGUCGGCAGUCAUCAUCGCGGCGGCGCGCACCUGCCCCCGUCUCUCUUGCUACCCCCGCCGCUGCCACCGCAUUAUCACCACCACAGGACGGCGGCGUACGGCGGAGGGGGGUUCGCGAGCCCGCCUCUGCUGCCGUCGCGGGUGGUGCCGGUCUCGUCCUCGGGGGUGAUGGCGAGCGGAGGCACGACGACGGAGUCGUCGAGCGAGGAGAGGGUGGUGGGGGGAGCACCGACGAGGAAGCGGUUCCGGACCAAGUUCACGGCGGAGCAGAAGGAGAAGAUGGUGGCGUUCGCGGAGCGCAUCGGGUGGCGGCUCCAGCGCCACGAGGAGGCGCUGGUGGAGCAAUUCUGCGCCGAGACCGGCAUCAAGCGUCACGUGUUAAAAGUCUGGAUGCACAACAACAAGCACUCCAUCAAAAAGCAGCAGCAGCAACAAGAGCAGCAGCUUCCACCACAAGAACUGCUCCAACUCACGGCACAAGAGCAGUAGCCCAACAACCUCAAUCUUGAUUUAAGAAGAAGAAGAAAUGGUGUUCAAAUAUUACAAUAUUUUCUGCAGCUUAUGCUACUAGUAGAAAUUAGAUCGAUUGAAACGCUACUAGAGAUGGUUAGUUUAGUAUUCCAAUUUCUUUAAAUAUUUGCUGGAUUCUGUGGUGAGAGGAGUUCAGAUUACCACCUCCAUGGAUGUUAUAUAUUAAUCUUUACUACUGUUCUUCGCCCCCUGAAGCAAUUUCCAGUCCGAUAAUGCAUGUUCCUAGCUAUUUAGCUUGAGCAAGAGAAAA
This is a messenger RNA of Zingiber officinale, 1539 nucleotides long. Its product is annotated as zinc-finger homeodomain protein 6-like. The record is from RefSeq and is a predicted model, not a curated record. The transcript has a single exon. Lineage: Eukaryota; Viridiplantae; Streptophyta; Magnoliopsida; Zingiberales; Zingiberaceae. Gene Ontology annotation, biological process: regulation of DNA-templated transcription; regulation of developmental process. Gene Ontology annotation, cellular component: nucleus. Gene Ontology annotation, molecular function: transcription cis-regulatory region binding; DNA-binding transcription factor activity. The coding region runs from base 294 to 1247 and encodes 317 amino acids.